Molecule: messenger RNA, 8163 nt
Organism: Fusarium verticillioides 7600
Lineage: Eukaryota; Fungi; Ascomycota; Sordariomycetes; Hypocreales; Nectriaceae
Exons: 3
Coding region: 2928-3254 (108 amino acids)
Source: RefSeq, a predicted model, not a curated record
CACGGUGACACGGAUACGGUAAUCAAUCAGUCCAACGUCUCCACAGAACGAGCAUCCUCAUCAUGAGUGGUCACCAAGAUGCCAUAUCCCACCGUGUUUUCUCACCGUAUACGCAAGCGAGACGCUGCGUUCUCACUCGUCCUGCCUCAGCCCAAACCGCAGUCUCAAUGCAUGAGGCUGGCUGACUGUCUCUGUAGGCCAAGAAAGUGGUGAUGCCAGGAGUUCGUGCGCCAUUACAGCCUUGGUAUGCAGCAUAACUGGUAACGUCCACGAGGCCCGGCGCCAAAUCUCCCAAACCCAGCUAGUUCCGAGCUUGGUAUGGUUCAUCUUCCUGUUCCUACAGAAGUCUCCGGGCAAGAGAUCUGGCCUGCGUUUGUUUGGCGGCAGAUGCGCGUCCCUACAUUAACACAUGCUCAUAUCUGGUCGAUCAUGAUGCCAUCUGAACUUUGGAAGAUCACACGAGGGCCUUUGCGACACCAUCACUCAUUAUCUUCAACUAGGUACGCUAACUCCCACGUUCCUCACCUCCUACCUAGGUGGUAGCCACUACACUGCAAUUUACUCAUUUGCACUUCUGCUUCUCAUCCGAGAGUCAAACCCAUUCAUACAUGACUCCUCCUUUCUCCCACCUCCCUAGGCAAAUCACGAUCGCGACAGUGCCUACAUAACGCCUAAUAUCUGAGGGGCGUGUGGUUUUGUGGUUUCUGCGUGUGACGACGGUUCAUGUCUUGAAUCAGCCCUCCUCUUGCUCGCUGCCCGACGCCCAAUUAACCAAGAAUGUUGAGCGCCAACUCUGGUUCCGCUGGCUGUGACUUUCUUGUUUGUGAGUGCCAGACUAACAGCCCGUUAUCUCACCGGUUGUCUUGACUUGCGGUCUGGCUGACCAGUCUUACCUACCUAUCCAAGUCACUCUGCCUCAGCCCACUGCCUACCGUAACAGGCUCAUGCUCGCGAGCAAGGUGGCACUCUGAGCUGAUAUGCAUACCUCGCAAUCUACGGCGACUGCAUUCACGUUUGUGGAUAUUCAAGGAUACAACCGGUUGAUUUGCGCGCAUUCGCGGUGCAUCUGUCGUCUUCAAUUCUCGUGGCUACCCGUUUGGCACUCUGCAUCUCGUCAAUCGUUCCCGCAUCCGGAUUCCCAUUUCCAGACCCUUUGUUUCGGCCCUGAAGGGCCCUGAAGAUUGCUUGUUGGGGAAACCCAGCGAUGAACCCCACCAUGCAAGAGAGUCACAACUUUUCUGACCGAGGGUUCAUUGUCCCUGAUUAAUGCCCGUUCAUGAUUCAAUUAGUCUCUGACCGACGUAGACAUUGCAGUGCAAGAAAGGAACAUCAAUAAAGUCAACCAUUGAGUUGGCGACCAGUGAACGGCCAUGGACUUCAUAAUUGGACAUGCAGCACAACUCCCUCUUACGCUGUCAUCAAGGACUAUUUUGUGUAAGUCAUUGGGCGUUAGCCGAGAUACCAAUUGGCGGCCUCACAACUGUCGUCCUCAAAUUACGUGGCUCUCAGCAGAUGGUAGUAUCAGGCGACCAUUGCUCUCCCAACGAUUGAUCCCCAAUUUUACAAUUCAAUGUCAAUUCAAUGUUCAUUAUUCACACAAUUGCGUACAUACACAUCGCUAUGUUGCUUCCUCAGGCUUUGGGCUUCACUUCUCCCCACACUGAAUUGAUGUGAGUCACAGGAUAUGGAGAAACAGGCUUGGACUCCCGCAGGAGCAGACUAGAGAACCCAAAACGAGACCUGCCACCAAGUCAUGUCUGGUCUAGUGUCUUGGCUGGUUUGGGGGCGACCCAGACCAGGGGGGAGUGAAUUAUCGAUAAGGAGUUUGUGGCACUGAUACGUUUGGGCUUCUGGAAGGAUUGCUGAUUGGUGAACUUUAGCGUUCAACGAUGGAUUGAGUUGUUGUUGAACGAGAUGAUGGCAUGAUGGCAUUUGCAUCAUGGUCAAUAUCAACGUCAUCAUCUCUCGAUGACAUGAGAUGGUUUUCUUCGUUGGACCCGAAAGUAGCAUGAGGUAUGUUGGCUUGUCGUGGUGAUUCCCAACAAUGACACAGUCAGGGUUAUGGGCAAAUUUAUCCAACACUUUGGUCAGCUUGAGACAGGAGCAGAGUGCUCCGUCGGGUGAGCCGGACGCUUCAUAUCAGCAUUGCCCCAAGACAGCACAAUUGCGUGGCCUAGUUGACGGAGUAAAGCCUGACGAACCCCGAACGGAGCUGGACAGUUGCUAUAGUACAUAAAGCCGAAAUGAAACGCAUUGCCACUCUAAGGUGUAAGCCUGAGGCAAAGCCAACACCAUGAGGGAUUCGCAAAGCAAUGAGAGGAACGAUGGUACGAGGACGCUAUGUCUGAGUUCAAUUCAAUUUGGAAUUUGAUCACAUCAGCAAUGACGGAGGAAGCCCGAGCCGAGCAACCGCGAACCAUGAAUACCGAGGUGGGACAUGCGUAUCUAGUUUGAUGGUUGGUAACCUUGGCAUCAUGUUGCUACUGUCGAAAUAAACGAGCUGCACACCUCCCUUUGCUGCGAUUCUCAUUCAGAGACAAGGUGGGAAGGACAAUUGAUAUCCGCUUCCGAAUAUUUAUCGAUAGCAAAUGGAUAUUCCCCAGAGUUUGGCAGCGGGUGUUACAGAUGAACUAACCAGGUUCCCCACCAUUGGCCUUGGAUCUUCAACCGGCGUCCUCUGGCAGGUGAGCAAGUGGUGGGAGGGAGCACAUGACAAGUCAUGGUGGGAUUGGCUUAUCAGUUCUUCUGAUAACGAAACGCUGGUUUAUCACUGAUUCAACUGUGUAGGGUUCAAAUGCAAGACAUGCGUUGCAACAAGCAAGGAAGUUGCUGAGAUUUGCAAUGGUUGAUGGGCAUCUGCCCUCCAUUUCUGCUCGUAAAGGCUGGUAGCAGAGUCGGGACGACGGCCUACCGCGCUUCAAUCUCUAAUGGCAUGGAUGGUUGUGAAACGGCCCGCUCGGCGCGUGUAUCCUCCGUACCAUCCAUUCCGUCUCCUUAAUCGGUGGUGGCUGAUCAACAUCCGUCGUAGUGGUGGCCGCCCUCACUCCGAAGGCUCACCUAUGAGGGCUGCUCUUGAAUGUGAGAGGACCAUAAGCUCAGGGAAGGGUGCGUCUGAGUCCGGAGGCUGGAGUCAAGACGCUCACGAGGCAUGUCCCGUGAAGCGUCACCCGUCCCAUAUCGCCUUGCUACCAUACUACCAUAUAUCAUUUGACCGCUUUGGUCUGAGACAAUACAGUGGGCGAUUCUGUGCGUGAGUUUGAGACGCGCGAGUCUGAGCGCAUGAAUCUCGGGUAGAGGCAAUUCUGGCACCCACAUCACUUCGCAGGAUCGGAGAAAUGAAACGGCGUAGCCUAUCCCAACAUCCUGGAUCAAUUCGGGAAGUUAAUGAAGGACUCAGCGUGCUGCGCGCGCCGGCAGGUCACCAGCACUGUCUCAGUGUCUAACUGUCUAUCAACUCCACAUACGAGGCUAAUGCUGGUGACCGACGGAACAUAGUUGGAGGCGCCAAGGACAUUAGGCCUGUGCGACUGUGAGGACCAAUGUCAUUCAUUGACUGCAAGGGCGGUCAACAUUGAGGCAUCUUUUGUCCAUCUCCCUUCUCAAGCGACAGAGAAGGGAUAGCAAUGGAUGCAUCAAACCAAGGAAAUCGGCGAGUCGUGCAGUUGAAGCUCACGACAUUUGGGAUCCAAUGCGAUCUGGACCACCUCGAGCAUCCAUCAAAGGCUGAGCGAAAGACGUCAUCCAAAUGCUCGUCACAGGGGCCAGUCUUUGACGGGCGUGUUAGUGGAGGGACCCUUCGACACUAGUGCUGGCUUCGAGUGAACUGUUGGUUCGCUUCCAUGGUUCUUUGAUGCCCGGCGCGACCCCGCGAUAGAGGGGUCAAGCAAGUCAAAUUGACUCAACUUCUUCUAAUCAACAAUUGAGAUAUUAUGCCUCACUUAUCGACUUUCUUGAAAUGGUUGCCAUGACUGGAGUGUCUAUAUCACAAGAUUGGGCUCACAAUUGUUUAUUCAGGCGCCUACAGCGUCAACACCAAGCACAGAGUAUCAAGUGUCUUGUCUUGUCUUGCUCUCCAAUUUGAUUGACACCCACGCGACGCCAUAUCAUGCCUCGGCUUCGGGCCUCCACCUCUUGGCUUGCUUGAGAUGGGUUGAAUCGAGCAAUGGAACUUUGCAGCGUUAUUUUCUUUUUACCCUUCGGCAUUUGUAACGCAAAGAAACGGUGAGAGGUAUUGAUCCACCGUCUUAGUUCUAGAGUCCGUCUGCUUACACCGUCCCCGUCCGUUGUGUCCCUCGAAUUCGGCCCUCCGUUUCCCUUUUUUUCAACGUGCCGUCUCUCAGUUCAACCAAUCUCAGGCGGCGGUUGAUAUGUCGCCCGCCUUGUUGAGCGGCUAAGGCAGAUUCGGGCCGCAUGCACGGGUGGUUUUGUCAAAUUCAAUUCGAUUCACUCCAGCUCUUCCUCGGUUAUGAGUAUGUCGGCGGUCAAAAACAAGGUUCUCAUAGUGUUCCAUGCUCAGGUAUCACUUCAGUCAAGACACUGAUCACUUGAUGAUUGCUUCUGUUGACUUCGAUGGCAUUGAGCAACUAUCGGCGCUGCUCCGCAUAUCAAAGUCCAUGAUAAGCACACUCCCUCCCUUCACUCGACUUCUCCGCCUGGAAAGAAGAAUCUCCACUAUGAUCCAUAGCCACAAGACAACUCGACUCCAUAACGGACGGCCCCGCUGAGGUACCUCAAAUCCCUCCCCGUCUUCUGGGUCUGGUUCCUAGGCUUGACUAGACACAGCAAAGACCCCCUCUAUCUUUGCUAGCUUUGCCAUGUGAAAGUCGAACCCCUCGCGUCUGGUGGGGGUAUCACUUUACGCGGUUACCAACAGCGGCAACGUGCAGUUUCUACGAAUAUCGUGCGGUCAUUUUGAUGCUACCCAAUGGGACCGAGCAUUCGCCUCUGGCCAUCAAUCGUCUUCUAUUUUUUGCCUCUGAGUACUGAGAGCAAAUACUGGUAAAUAAAAUUUACGGUGAAGAUGCGGGCAGCCAGUGUGGCGUACACUGAUUCUGGAGUGAGGACUCAGGACUGGAAAAGAGAACAAGAGGCUGCCAGGUAAACAGUAGCACUGCAUUUGAGGCGUUAUCCUGUCAAUUCGAGCGGGAUGCAAUUGGCGCAGCUGAUACGCUGGCAGAAGCAAACAUCCUUGGUCAAUCCAGUAGCCCAGCGUGUCAGCUUCUGCUUGGGCGCAGUGAAUCAAUGGUCCUGUGUAACGCGUCUACCGUUUUGAAUGGCAAGGUGCAAUGCAAUUGAUAGCUACCAGUCGGUACUGUCUGUCUACUCCGUCCGUAGGCCUCUCGCCUCUUCCCUUUCCUUCCCUUGUUUCCUCUGAUGCGCUGUCAGUACGACCUUGGUUUUGUUUCAUGCCGUGGAGCCACAUAAUGCAUAACAUGGCAUGCAACGCCAAUUUAGCUGGGGCUUCUCCCAGUAAACUUCCAGUGUUUUAUUGACUCAACUCAAUGGAUGUCGUUUCAGAAACGAGGGGCCUUUGAAGAUCUGCCCUUUCAAGGAACGAUUUCUAUUUGCGGCGUUGGGAUAAUUGUUGGCUACUCUAAGCUUUUUGACAAGUCAUCCCAGCUGGCCUCAGGUUAAGAUGCUACGCCGGAGAGAGUUUGGCUUCUUACAGCCACCCCCUGACGGGCGAGAUGCGGAUGCGGCUUUUGUACGACCUUGGUUUUGGAGUUGCCUUGUUUUUUGUUUGAAUUGGCUUUUCAUGCCGUUCAAUAAACUCCAGCUAGCAAAGGGACGUGCCUGGCGCUGCUUCAGCCUUGAGGCGUCGUGCUAACCAGUCGCCGCGAAGGGCCGUCUGUCGGUGGGAAUGCCGCUCAGAGUUUAAUUGUAACGCCCAAGCAAUAAGCUAUCAGUUGUCGCGAUUGUCAUCUCGGAGCCAAUCGAUAUAUUUCGUGCCCUUGCUCGUGUCGUGGUGUCUACCAAGGUUGUCUUUGUUUUUGCGCCAGCUAGGCUUGCUAGGACUUUUCAGCCGUGCUGCCUUGACCCCAGGAGCCUCAACUGAAGACGAUUGGUUUGUGGUGGUGGCUUCCAGGACUAUCAGAGAGGUUCUUCCCAUGCUCCCGGAUGAUGUGAGUUCCAGAGCGCUGCAAUUCUCAACAUGCCACGGGUGACCGGAAUUUCUCCCCUGGAGCGUGGCGUGAACUGGAGGCGGCGGCGAUUGCCAUUGCCGGCAAAGUCGCGACAGAGUCUCCUGUUGCGCGUGUCCCAAUGUGGUCAUGGUGAUGCUUCUUCUGGCACGUCAAAUAUGACGGCGUGAGGCAAUUGGGAUCAUGUAAAGUCGUAGACCAUCAGACUCUCGCGACCGUCUCGCGCCUCUUUGAGAACGAUGACCAUCUCAUCAUCGAAGCCAACCCAGUUCCUGCGGUCUUCCCACUCAGCCCUUGGCGCCGAUGUAGGGAUGCCUGCGUCAUCGGCUGGCUGCCUGCUCCCUUACCCCGCGGUGUGAUCUCCGCAUCUGAGAUGCCUGAUGUGUGGCCCCAGAGGCGGAUACCCAGGGAUAGUGAUAGGAAUGUCGCAGUCGACGUGCAAAGGUAUAGGACGAGAGUGUUGUCUGGUAGCGUGGCGAGAAGAUACGGGUGGCUGUAGCAAAGAGUCGUAAGCCCUGAUCGUGACUCAUUGGUUUGAGUAGAGUCAGCGCCGCCAGAGGCUGCAAUGGGGAGUGUCGAUGCGAGGCGGGAGGAUAUUGUGUCGACGUCGGAGCCAUCGGCUGACGGCGUUAUCAGCAAGUCCUGAAUGCCGAUACACCAGCCUUCUCGGGCAGAGAAGGUGUAGGCGAUGGAGGCGCUCACAGAGGACGACAUGCGCCGUAUCGAUAGAGCGAGUGGCAAGUGGGUGGUGUGCGACUUGAGCGACGUGAGGAGAUAUGGAGGCGGGAGGAUCGCGCUCGGUGGUUUCUCUGUCGCUGUCGCUGUCGCUUUCGAUGACGGUUCGUCGUUGACACUAUUCGCAGCGUCGUCCGAGGAUUUGUCAUCUGGGCGGUUGAACGUGUAUAGCGAUAUUAAACCCGCUGUGGUCGCUGUUAGGACAUAAGGAUAUCCACAAGCGACAGCGACAAGUUCUCCGUUGCAACUUUUCUCGUGCCGAUAUCUCCGUAAUAGUUCUUGCCGCUCGAGGUUCAACCGCCAAAGUCCGAAGCCGCCAUCUGCGAAUCCCACUACAAUAUCCACUACUGUUCCAGGACCGUUUUCGUCCACCGCAAGUGAUGUCGGUGCAUUAUCGUCGCUUUCGUUUUCCUCGUGCAAGUUGAGCUGCGCAAUCGGUCGCCGCGUUCGAAGAUCCCAUGCGCGCAGUCCAGAUUCCGAAUCGGCCGUUAUUGCAAUGCCCUCCACGACCUUGACUAACGUCCUCUUCUGUCCUCCAUUCUCAUCGGGCGCAUCUCGUACGCUGACCUCUUCCACUGCGCAUUUUCCUCUGGCCCAGUUGUGACGUAACUUAUACUGUCUCUUCCAGUCGACGCUCUCGGUCUUAUUGCUCUCUCUCAGAACCUCAUCCUGCGGCGCUCUUCCUUUUCGUCCAUCUGCCCAUACAGCUCGUCGCGAAGAAUACUGUAACUUGGUUCCUUCAGCUCCACCGAGUCUAAAUCCAGGUAUACGUAAAGCGCGCGGCAGGACAAAGCGCUCGUAGUAAUGUUCGCGCCAGAGAUGAGGAUCCGACGCAAGGCGGUAAAGACGCUGUGAAGUGGGAGAGAUAUUCAGUAACUCUGACGACGACAGGAAGGAUAAUAUUCGCAGUAGAAGCUCGGAGGAGAUCGUGGUGAGAAUAUCGCGGGAAGGUGGGUUAUAUGCCACGUUUGCGAAACGUAAACGUUUUGAAGGCCGAGGUUGAGAUACUUCUUGUGGUUCGGAGGGUUCUUCGGUCGGAGGGAGCUUACGUUUCGGCAUUUUGUGCGGAGAUUGGGCGCUGCGCAGGACGAGCCUGCACUCAGCUAUAUCAGACCUAGAGGAGAAGGAAGAUGAGGGCUUGGAGAGGUGUUGAUUAAGCUCUGAGGUUGGUGGGAUAAAGAAACAAAAUGUCGGUGGCGAUCGAGGUUCAGCGGUUGACCGGAGCUUGGUGGUGAGCUUACCCUGUACAUGUCAUAGUGUUCGAAGAAGUUCGGGGUUUUGACGCAAA